Molecule: messenger RNA, 1038 nt
Organism: Ruditapes philippinarum (Manila clam)
Lineage: Eukaryota; Metazoa; Mollusca; Bivalvia; Venerida; Veneridae
Product: putative autophagy-related protein 11
Source: RefSeq, a predicted model, not a curated record
GGCUAGUAAGAACAAAGGAAAAGUUCCAAACCAUGCGAUAAAUAGAGGAUAUUUGUUUGUUUCACUGAGUGAACACAAGAUGCAUAGAUGCCAUCACAUCACGACGUCACAUAAUCAUGUUUAAAUAUGUUUUCCAACAGUUAGAUGACGUCACUUAUCGACGUCAUUUGACAACGUCUCCUAGCAAUACCAGAAUGAGGACUGAAAGAGAUCCAUGAUGGGCGCUGCAAUUUGCCAUUAGCUGAAAUGUCCUCGCAUAAGGUGAGAGUCAUAAGAGUUGAGCCCUCAGAUGGUACGGGAUCUUUACCCCCAGUGAGGGCAGAUACAAAGAAACUUAUGGAACAACAGAUUAUGUUGGCAAAUAAAAGAAGUCAAGUAUUUACGUACAAGGGGCCAGGAAAGACCCGAAGUCGUUCUGUACCCGACAGAGGAUUUAAAGAGGUUCAAGUUACGCAUGCACGGGAACAGAGUUUACCUAGAUAUCGCGAUGAUUUUUACGAUUCAAGUGACGAAGAAUUAGAAGAGGAGGAAGUCAAGUUAACAAAUACACCAAAGCAGGAAGCAGAACAACUGGCAGUUGAUAUAAGUAUGAGUUUAGAAGACAAAGAGGAAAAUCAUAGAGAAUCAAUGGAUGUAUCAGCCAAUAAAGGGGUAGUUUGUACAGACACGAAAAUGAAAUACGAGGCGGGAAAUAAGGAAAAUGAAGACCUUGAUAAAAAAGAUCAAGAUGUAAAAGCAGAAAAGGAUAACAUUGCGACCACUUCUAACGAAUCUGACCAGGAAAAUGACAAGAAAAAGAAGAAAAAGAAGAUGAAGCUUCCAAGUUGUUUUGGUUUCAUUUCAACUUGGAUAGCCAAAAGGAAGGAGAAAAGACGUCAAAAGAAAAAGAAGGCUAUAGCUAGCCGCGCCCCCACACCAACGCUAGUUCAAUAUGAGCAUAGAAAAUCACGUGGCGGGGAGUCUUUUACCAUUGAGGUAGACUGCAAACCGAUAGUGAUGAAGCCGAUAUUGCCGCCAAUAAAGACAGCUGACGGGCCU